CCAUGGCGAGCCGUGGGCAAGGAGACGAUGCAGAGGAACAAGGCAUGGCGGAAGGGAACAACUCGAGGUUCCAUACGGCCGGAUGCACGCUGUUUACCACACCAGAAUCACUUACUCUGUCUCGGUUAGUCGGCCACGAUCCGCUGCCGGAUGAUGUGUUGCCGUCAGAUGGUCAACAUCCGGAGCUGCCCGAGGUGUGGAUGGAUCCAGAUGAUGGCCUGCUCUCAGUGGCCAACGUUGCAGAGAACGUCUGUCUUGUCGCCUACCUUACCAUUCUGCCACCGUUUGUUGUUGUCGAUGCCGACGGCGAUCGCUAUCCCUCGGCCCCGGCACAGACCGCAGACGCGGACGGUCCCAUCGAUGUCACCACACUCGUUGUUGUCGUCCCUCCGACUAGCGUCGUGGACCUCGGUUAUGUCGAGCACGUCGACGUGGAUGCUGGUCUUGACCCCCGCCGCUUUUUGACGAUCCGGAUGCAGUGCUCGAGGCCUACACUGCCGCGCUGGUCUCGGACAUCUCGGAGCUGGCGGUGGCCGACUGGGCCGACGCCUGCCACGGCGCGCUGGCACUGCGCCAGCCCGAGGCUCUCGAUGCGUAUGUGGCGAGCUGCGGAGGUGAUGUGUACCCUCUGCCAAUGGAGGUGCCGCCAAGCGCAGCCCCGGGGACGUACUGCUGCUCGCAGGGCGUGUGCGGCGCCUUUACUCACUUUCUUCCGCACACUCGGCACGCGUAUGACCUUGCAUGUCCAGCGGGUACACCAUUGCGUGCCAUUGCUGCUGGCACGGUCGCUUCCGUCCGCGACGGCUCCAAGGCGUGGGGUGGCCACACCGGCAACCUCUUUGGCUGGAAUUCGAUCUUGAUUGCCCUCGACAAUGGCCGCUUUGUUGAAUAUGUCCACAUCGCACCGGGCUCGCUGACCGUGGCCGUCGGCGAUGCCGUCGCCGCCGGCGACGUCAUCUGCGCCUCGGGCCAAGCUGGCUUCUGCCCCUCGCCACACCUCCACAUCCAGCUCCACAGCUCGGACGCUCCCGAUGCACCGACCAUUCCGUUUUGCUUCCUCCACCCCUCCUCGAACGCUCCGUACGUUCCGAUCGCUGGCCACGACCUGCCGCCCACCACCGCGACGCCCCUCUCCCUCCCCGCAGCAGGCGAGAUCACGCCACCGUCGCCGUCGCCGCUCUCCGACCGAUAACACGACACAGCACGCU
This is a messenger RNA of Thecamonas trahens ATCC 50062, 1208 nucleotides long. RefSeq names its product peptidase M23 domain-containing protein. The annotation marks the transcript as partial. Lineage: Eukaryota; Apusomonadida; Apusomonadidae. The transcript has a single exon. The record is from RefSeq and is a predicted model, not a curated record.